Molecule: messenger RNA, 7791 nt
Organism: Gymnogyps californianus (California condor)
Lineage: Eukaryota; Metazoa; Chordata; Aves; Accipitriformes; Cathartidae
Gene: C2CD3
Product: C2 domain containing 3 centriole elongation regulator
Biological process (GO): cilium assembly; centriole elongation
Cellular component (GO): centriole; centriolar satellite
Source: RefSeq, a predicted model, not a curated record
AUGCGGCAGAGGAGGCCGAGGGCGCUCGCCCCGGCGGCGGGGGGCUCCCGGCGGAGGGGAGGUAUCGGCGACAUCCCCGCUUCCACCAGCCUGCCGCCGCUCGUGGAGGGCCCGCUGCGCUGCUUCCUCCGCUGCACCGUCUCCCGAGUUCUAUGGACGGCCCCUAAGCCGCCCGCCGCUGCCGCCCUCGUCCGCCUGAGGUGGUGGGGGGAGACCUCCGACGGCACCGUCUUCCAGCCCGCCUCCCGGCCGGGGCAGCCGGCGGGGAGAACCACCGCCCGCUACGCUGUCCGCUGCGGACCCAGGCAGUUCGCUGCCUACCUGAGAGAUAUGGGUGUGCUUGUCCUAGAGGUAAUGACCAAACUUGACCAUCUUCCAAUUGGCAGAGUGCAAAUCACCGGGCUGUCCCAGCUCUCUCCCAGCCAUCCGAUCAAUGGGUUUUUCGCCGUAGUUUCACCAGCAUCUGAUAAACUAGGAGAGCUGCAGGUCUCACUAGUUCUAGAACCUCUGCCAGAAUUGUAUGACACCAGCACCUUUAUCCCAACCACAGAUGCAAGUUUAGAUACCGCUCCUGCUCAGGGAAGCAGCAAGCCUCAGUUUCUUGCUCCAUCACAGCAGUCCAGGCAAACACGGGUGACUAUUGCUGGCCAAGAGUCUGUUAACAAUAGCGGAGCCACAACUCCCAGAGGAAAGGACCAUUUGCUCUUUCAAGAGAACUUGGAAAACAUAAAGGACACUUUUUCUGCUUCUCAUCACCGUCUGAUUUUACCAGAUGAAUGUUUGAAAGUGAAUCCUUCAAACCGGCAAGUGUCGUUUCCCACCAGCACUGAUCCUGAAGCACCUGCUGCAACAAACAUGCGGGUGCUCUCUUUGCAUAACCCGGCUACAAAAGACCUGCUUUCAGCUCUUUUGGAUCAAGGCAAUAAACUCCGUGAUGCCAUGGUUGUUUCUGCAAUGAAGUCUAGCCCAGACAUGGAGAUUGAACUGAAUGAAGUGCCUCCUUUUAUAGAGAGAGAUGAUUUCAAAGCACCAGCAAAGAGCCCAAAAGGCUUGCACUCAAAUUUUGUGCCCGCUCCUGAAGAUCCCCAUCUCUUGGCAUCUGAAGUUUCAGGUCAGCAAUUUGACCUAAACUCUGAAGAGAGAGCAAUACAGUUACUAUUGGGCAGUGCUGAUUUAUCUCCUGUGCAUUUCUGGGAUCGGACAGGUUCCCUUUUGGAUUCUCUCUCUCUCGGGAGUGAGGUGUAUGACAGUGAACUCAAUGAUCCCCAUUACGACCAGAGUCUGCUAGAGAGUCUUUUUUACACAGCUCCUAAAUCUGAUUCCAGUUUAAGUGAUUUCCUCAGUGAUGAUGAUGUUAACUCCUCUAAAAAAGUAACCAAGACAGAAAGUCUCAAGAAAGCUGAUCCAAUGAAUCCACAGAAGGAUUCUAAUGCCUUUGAUCAGGAUCAGAAGGUGACAGAAAUUAAACCCAGCUGCUCUCCUACUAGACCACUUGCUCCUCCAGAAGAUGGCACAGAAGAAGCUCAUGUCACAUCCUUGAGUGCAGACAGGUUGGCAUUGCUGGAGAGAAUACACCUAGCCAGAGUCGUCAUUGAAAGCUUGAAAAUCCCUCCUGAGAGCAUCCAGAUUACACCAAGAAAGAAAGGUUUAAUGGGGAAGCCUCCAAGGCCUGCAUCAGUUAAUAAAUGUACCUUCUUUGUUGAGUACCACUUUCCUGUGGGAGCCUGCAAGGAUGAAAAAGGACAGGUCUCCAUAACAACAGAAGUAAUUCGAAUAGCUUCAAGUAAAAUCACAGAUGAUGUGGUGAAAUUUCAGCAGCGGUUUGUGUUCCCUGUCCGUUUUGGUGGAAUGAUGAUAGAGCACUGGUGGAGCUCUGACCUUGCUUUUAAAAUCUACAUGAGAAAAAGCACACAGAAAAAGCCAGUGGCCGUUGGCUCAGCAGCACUUCAGUUAUGCAAAGUUAUUCAGUCUGAGUUGCUCACUGUCAGCUCUGAAAUACCUGUGGAAAAAGAGGGAGGUCAGACACAAGUUGGACCACUAAAGGUAUCCUUAGAGCUCGCAGCCGACAACAAAGACUUCACCCGCACCGCUGCCAGGUCAGCUAUGGCUGUGCAGCGAGUCCCAGCCCAUGCUGUAAGAAGUCCCCGGCUGGAAUUCCAGGAACCCAACAGGAAGAGUGUAAAUGCAGAAAGCCCUCGCUGCUUGAAACUGAACAACUGUGAGGACUCACCGAAGACAGGAGCAGCCAGCAUAAACGUCAUGAAGCCACCGCAGGCGGUACCAACCUCUGUAGCCCGUAAUCUGAUGACACAAAUAACUGCAUCUGAAGAGGAUGGGUUGUUACUGCAUGUGCUGUUGAUGGUGCCCGAUGGAAAGGAUUUUGUUGCUGAAGGCUAUGGGCUCCACAGUUCUUGCAAUGUGUAUUUAAACUGCAAGCUGCUCAGCACUGAGGAGGCAACGAGAUCUGCUGUCAUAUGGGGCACAACUCAACCUGCCUUUAAUUUUUCUCAGGUGAUGCCUUUUUCGUUGACUUCCAAACACUUGGAGCGGCUGAAGAACAACGUCAUGAUUAUUGAAGCAUGGAACAAGAUGGGAAGCCCUGGCUGUGACAGACUGCUAGGAUUAGUGAAACUUCCUCUGCAUCAGUUUUACAUCUCGUUCAAAGAUCCAAAGAUUUCCCACCUGCUUCUUCAAGCUCAAUAUCCAGUGGUUGCUGUGGACAGCGAUAUGCCUGUGAUAGACGUUUUUACUGGCAGUAGAAGUGGAAGCCUGAGGGUUAUUCUGGCGAUGGGGUCAGCUGAUCAAAUAGUGGCACUGCAAAGGCUAAAAAAUGAAGAAGGAAUGGUACCUCCCGUCACACAGCGCCCUUCCCACUCUCUGGACCCUCCUCCUACAAAGCCCACAACGCAGUUAGACCAAGAAGGGGAAGACCUGAUGGAGCAUGUGUUUGAGAUCCACGUGGAGAGUGUGAAAGGACUCACUCCCUUACAGUCCACCGUCUGGGGAGAGGCUGACUGCUACGUACAGUACUUUUUCCCAGUUCAAGAGGCUGGUUGCGGUGCACUGCAAGGAACUGAAUUGCAUGAGGAUGGCAUCGAAUUAAAGCCAUUUCGCACAGCAACCACUUUGUGCGUCCCUGAUCCCGUCUUUAAUGAUGAGCAUCAUCAUUCUUUGUUGGUUCCUGCUGACGUGCCAGUCCAGAGGCUCCUGGUCAGUGCAUUUAUGGCACCAGGAGCGGCUGGAGGAGGAGUCCAGUUUGAAGUCUGGUGCAGAUAUUAUUACCCAAAUGUCAGAGAUCAGAUGGUUGCCAAAGGGACCUUGCCUUUGUCACGGCUAUGUGCCAUGGUAACUAUGCAGCAUCGUGAAGAAAUAGGGAUACAGACUUUUAAUCUUCCAUUGGUUCCCCGGACUGAUUCCUCAGAGGAAUUUCAUCUGCGGUCUUCAGGCUUGCUUGAUGUGAGUGUGAGAUACCAACGAUCCAUGAAAACAGCAGCAGGAAUAACUGCUCAAGCUGUUUCUCUUUCUGUACAAAUACACAGAGCAGCUGGUUUGCAAGCAGCAGCUAGAGCUGUGGCACAAAAGAACCCUUCGGUCCAGUACUAUGCAGGUGUGGGAGUUAAUGCUUAUGUGUCUGUGCACCUCUCCUUCCUACCUGAGGCAGAGAGACGCAACACACGAGCUGUGGCUCGUACUUUCUGCCCAGAGUUCGAGCACCACGCAGAGUUUCCUUGUAACCUCAUCAUUCAGAAAAGUAGCGGAGAAGCCUCUUGUCUGGGGGAACUCUUGCAGUCUGCCAAUAUCGUCUUCUCUAUCUACCAUCAGAGCACCAAGUCAGCCACAGAGACAUUGGCAGCUCGGGCAUCAAGAGAUUAUCUUCUUGGGACGGUCACAAUUCCAACUAGAGACCUGCUGAGAAGAAGAUCAGGAAUUACAGGCUGGUACCCAGUUACCCUAUCUGAAGAUUUAUUGCCUUCACGCUGCACAAACGUCAUGCAGGCCAUUGUGGGAGGACUGGAACUUUCUGUUACCUUUGCUCAUCAGGAUGACAGAGAGCGUGUUUUGGAGACUGCUAAGCUUUUAGGAUGGAACAGCGAGGAGAGCCACGAAGACAGCAUGGAUGAUAGCGACGAAUGGGAGCAGCGUGCCCAUCCAGUGACUGUGACCAUCUCAACUCCAAGAGUAUGGCUGCCAGUCCACUGUGUGCUGCUGGCAGGCCAGACGCACCUGAAUAAAAGCACUUAUUGCUACCUCAGGUAUAAGCUAUAUAACCAGGAAGCCACGUGGACUUUGCUUCGGAGGCCAAAAUUGAGUGAGGACACAAAGAACGUUACAGUGGACUUUAAGAAACCAAACAAGGUGACUCUCAGAAGGAGCCAAGGACUGCUUUGGUUCUUCAGAGAGGAGAAAUUAGAAAUCCAGGUGUGGUGGGCGUAUGGUAAAGAAAAUGAUGGGGAAAGACCACUUGAUACAGAUCGUCUUAUUGGAUCUGCCUAUGUCGACCUCGCAGCGUUAGCAGAGAGGUCAAGGACAACACUAAGCGUUAGUGGGGUUUAUCCAUUGUUCAGAUGCAAUGCUGCAAACCUAGCAGGAGCUGCUGUACGUGUUCACAUCGCCCUUUCUUCCACUUCUGCUGCUCUGCCCAGCAGACUUCACUGUGCUGAGGAAUACAGCAACAGUGAAGAUGAAGGCACAGAGAAAGCCCCUGAUCUGAGCCAAGAGGUCUCUGAAAAUCCGAGUCAGAAACUGGAUAUCAUAAGUUCAGAAAUCACCAGUGGCAAACCACAAGAAGAAGACGUGAUAUUUCUGGAAAACACAGUUGCUGUCAAUAUCCUUGUGGAAAGAGCAAUGCAUCUAAGUUUAAAAGGGAGUCCUUUGACGGAACGUGAAGUAACAGCACCCAGUAGCUGUGUAUCAUUUGCUGUUGCUGGUGCAGAUGCUCCAAUAACCACUUCAGUAAUCGAAAAUACGGACUCACCGGUCUGGGACUUUCAGCAACAAGCAAGAUUAUCCAAAGAGCUUCUGCUGGAUCCACAGCAAACCUUGGUCUUCAAAGUGUGGCAUAAAGCAGAGACUGAGCGAGUGAUAGGAUUUGCGUCAGUGGACCUUUCUCCUCUUCUUUCUGGCUUCCAGCUCGUGUGCGGGUGGUACAAUAUUACGGACUUCAGCGGACAGUGCCGAGGGCAGAUCAAAGUAGCAGUUUCCCCUCUUCAAAACAUAAAUAAUCUCAAAGAAGAAAGGCAGGCAAGGAUCCGGACCCAGCCACCAAGUUCUUCAGUGAAGGCCAGCUUUCCAACAUUUCCCAGUAAUGCUACGAGCUUUUCCAAGCAGGUGUUGAAUACUUUGUCAAAGGGCAGUGUUCCUACUCGAGAGCGCAGAAUUAGUUCCUCUGGAACACACGUGCCUCGUCAUGAAGAGCAUAUGCAGAACGUGCGCAGAUUUCACGAAUCCCUGCAGCAAGCAGAAGGGAACGCGCACCGGGCGGCAAAGAUGGACUCGUUAUCGCUGUCAUCACGUGCUUCUCUUCUAACUGCUCUCAGAAAAAACUUGAGUGAGCUGGAUGAGGUUCAAAGAUACUUCAGUCAGAAGCUGACCAGGUCUCUUCCUGACUUCAGUUAUGAUAACACAUCCAAACCAAGUCAUGAGGAGUGGGAGAGUGAUCAUCGGGGCUUGAUGAGUAGAGAAGUGGAUCCCAAUGCAUGCCAUCUUUUGGAAAAAUCUAGUCAGUUGGUGUCUCAGGUCAGCAGCCUCAUCAAUGACUUACAGACUAUGACUCAAAAUAGUAAAGAAUCUUCUAAUGUGCAUCAAGACAGCAGCAGAAAGCUGAGUGCUGCACAUGUACCCAGCCAGAAGGAUGAAGAAGCCAGACCUGAAGUACGUCAAGGCCAACUUGAGUUGGACUCGCCCAGCGUUUGCAGUGAUACACAGCAGCCAUGUUCUUUUGGGAGGUCUGUGUUUGAGAGGCACAUGUUGCAUGAAUUUCUAGACCAAGCUGUCCCUGAAGAUGAGCAUCCUUUGCCAACGGACUAUAUCCAGGAAGACGAAGGUGCUUUUGCCGUCCAGCCGCACAGUGAAGGAGAAUAUGAAGAAGACGUUAUAGAACCACGAACUCUUAACGAAAUAACAACCAUAACAGACAAAACUAGUCCCUGGUCCAGUGUGCUAUCUGAAGCGGAGCAGGGUGCUGACCAGCAGCCCAUAGACUUGAGGCCUGAAGAUCAGCGCUCGGUGGAUAUAGAUUGUUUCCGAAGAGGAAGCAGCAGACGGAGCAGCACCUUGUCCAGCGUACUACAGGGUGACAACCAAAGCAUGCUCACCGCCCUUAGCCCAUGCGUUAGCCUCCACGCAGACGAGGGCAGUCCUUGGGCAGUAACAGAAGGCUUUCAAAGCUUGAACAGCGGCACAGAAACAACGGAGAAGGAGCUGUUUCAGCCUGCUCAUUUGUCAGAAGUGCAUCAAACAGCCAACGGCCCUGUAGAAAAUGGGAAUUGUGAUUGGGAUAGAGCAUUUAAUACUAAACCUAUAGAGCAAAACGUAGGGUUUCGUGCAGCCUCCGAAGAACUACUGGAAUUUCCACCAGAUGUUGGUUUGACCAAUCCAGAAACCACAGAAAGAGAGAAGGAGGAAAAUGGUGAGGUUGUAAAUGAAGAUCGUCAAGACGAGGAAGAAAGUGGUUCCGAUGAGAUCUGUGUUAAGAGCGUAUCAGCCCAAGCAGGCUCGGAAGGAAAUGGUGAAAGCUUUUCUGAUGACAGUAGUGAAGACCCACUGGAAGAGUCAGAAAAGUCUGUCAAACCGAAAAUUGUUUUAUCUGAUCCUGUUGUUGUUCCCAACUUCUUCCUUUCACCCCAGCAGAUGGAAGCCUCCAUGAGACUGCUCAACAUUUCUUCUCAUCCUUCCACAGCUCUGAAAAAGCGGAGCAGUGCCGGGGGGCAUCCCGUACCGAAGGCCGAAUCGUCCCAGACCCACGGCCGAUCUCUCAGAAGAGGAAACCAAAAGAAUCGCCAGGAUCUUCUCUGCUCAGCUGUCCAAGAAGGAAUAGCGUUGGCGAGAGGCCGUCCGCAGCGGUGCUUCCCAAGCCGCGGCCUGACGCAUCGGCAAACGCCGGGUCCUCCAGGGAAGAGGAGAUGGAAGCCGUAGGUUCCAGGCUCUAUUUUUAAUUUGCCUAAUUGGUAUCCCGUUAGAGGGACUUAAAGCCUGGUGGUCAACCAAGGGGAGCUGGGAGACCGUGUGUCUUGCGAGGGCAGGUCCCCGAUGAGACUCACCGCUUCGGGUAACCGAUGAGCUGUUAUCUGGUCUCUAGAUACUCCAUUUUGGGAUUUAUUCGUGUGCAAUUUCUCUAAUUAACCUUUUUUUUUCCCCUGGAGUAAACACAAAGCAUCCCAUUUUGAGACAGCUCCUUUUUCUUCAACCAAAGGAUGGAGAACAUUAGAAAUUUGCCAUCCCAUCGGCAAGCAGAGAACUGUCGCCUCCCUGCCGGCCUGUGCUGUGGAUGGGGAGGGAAGAUGAGCUCCCUCCCCGGCGGCCUUUCAAAAAUAGUUGGCGGGAAGCACAAUUAGCUGAUUCUAGAGGAAUGUGUGUGCCCAAGGUGCUUGUGUAAAUACAGGCCAAGGACACUGUAAAAUACUGAUGUGUGUACAAAAGGGUUUCACUAGAAAUAUGGAACUUUUAUAUUCUAAAUUAUUUUUGUACAUUUUUCUGUCGGGUACCUUUUGGAUAACGGACUUCGAUGCAAACCGAGCUAAGUUAUUUUUGUACUGCUCUCCUGUGUUUGUGCUUCAAUAAAAUUCCCCUGGU